AAAAAAAAAAUAAAGCAUGUCUCCUUCCCUCUUCUUUCUAUACAGCAGUCUAUUAGUACUACAAGCUUACUCAAAAACUCUUUUUUUUUUUUUCCUUCUUCCAAAGAUCUUCUCUUUCCACCUUUUCAGCUCUAUAUAAAUUCACCCUGCCCCUUAACUCCAUUUUGUCCCUUCAAAUUCUUCUGUUUUGCUUUGUUUCUCUACCACUUAAGAAGUACUACUACUACAUUGCUAUUAACUUUGUUGAUAACUUGUAAGUUGCAAUCAGAAAGCUGCUAGCUGCUGUGACUUGCUAUUCUCUUACCUUACCAACCUUUGUUGCAAAAAGAAGAAAAAAAAAGGUGAUCUUUUUUGAAAAGCUAGCUAGCUUACAUUGGGGGUAUACCCCACAUCAUCUUCUUCUUCUUCUUCGAUUCUUCUAUUCUUCUUCUUCUACUUCGACUACUAGUUUUCCACUACCAUACAAAUGACUUGUUUGUUUUAACUUUUUUUUUUAAUCUUAGUGUGGUUUCUUUCGCUUUGAAAGUCCGGCAACGUUUUUUGCAUUAACAUUUUUACCACAUUUGUUGCCCUUUAUCUGCUAAGUUAUUACUUCUUUGCGUUCUGAAGAUGUGCAUGUGAAAAUUAGUGAGCCGGAAUGAUGAUGAUGAUCAAGUAUUCGUUUUGUUUGGAACUGUAUUAAAACGGUAGUUUGUCUGGUUAUCAACUUUAUUCUUGACUUGCUGGCAAGGACAACAGAAAGGUGCCAUUUUUAAAUGAGUGCUCAUUUGGAGAUACUGAUACUCUUACCACUUUUUUCUUUUCUGCAUGUUUCUGUAAUCCAACAAUAUGUACACGACAGACCGUAAUUUCCAACAUAAAUAAAGUGGCCUCUUCUCAGUUUUCAUUUCUCUGCCCUGUUUUUACCCUAUUUCGCAACUUCCCUCAUUCUUGCUAACAUUUUUCUGGGGGAAAUUCCAGUUUUGUGGAAAAUGGAGAAGCUGAACUCAAAGCUGUUCAUGGAGAACUGUUACAUCAUGAAAGAGAAUGAGAGGCUGAGGAAGAAAGCAGAGCUUCUGAACAAGGAGAAUCAAGCCCUGCUGAAUGAGCUGAAACGCAAGCUCGCUCAGGGGAUUACUAAUCAUUCCUCUGACUCCAUUCCUGAUCUCAACCUCUGCUCCGGCUCCUCCGGUGGCUCGAAUGCUUCGAAAUCCCGUAACUGAAAAAAUGCAAAUUGAAAUCUACCCAGAAAAGGAAGGACACAUUUCCAGUUUUGUGUUCAUCCCGGCUGGAAUUUUAGGGGGUCCUCUGUCUUUAUAUUUUACUCUGUUUAUGGGGAAUUGGUAGGAUCUAUAUGUCAUGGUAGUUACUACUAGUUAGGUUUGGUGGGGGGAUCAGUUUUUAGUAUUCAACGUAGGAGUCAGGAUUCAGGACGACGACGUCUUUUGUUUAGCUGUCCAUUCGUGUCUGUCCAUCUUAUCAGAAUUCUCAAGUAGUAGUAACAUUUUGUCCUCGUCUCUUGUACCUAUAUUCUAAUACUAUUUCCUAUCUCCUCUCAAGUACGUACGCUUCGGAAAAUGAUCGCAGUUUUUGCCCUUCAUUUACUAAAAUAUUUACUUUAUAUAUUGG
Messenger RNA from Oldenlandia corymbosa var. corymbosa, 1608 nucleotides. The record is from the annotation of a GenBank genome assembly. NCBI's taxonomy places the organism in Eukaryota, Viridiplantae, Streptophyta, Magnoliopsida, Gentianales, Rubiaceae.